CUCCCUCAGUCCGCAGCUGUGCGCCGCUGUAUCGGCUGCUCGUGUCGCCCGCUCUCCUCGCCUCCUAACCGGCUUUCUUCACCGGGGAACGCCGCUGGUCUGACCGUGUCCGUGGAACAUCAGGGUGAAACAUGAGUCCCGGGUCCCGGAGCUGGUCCCGGAGCUGGUCCCGGGUCUGGUCGUGUCUGCUGAGCCUGAGUGUUUUGACCCGGGCUCUGGAGCUGGAGGAGCUGUUUGAGUUCGGAGAAGAAGCCGGAGACCUGUCGCUGCCGCCCGGCUCGGACUCCACCGCCGGGCUGCCCCUCAACGGAUCUCUCUUCUUCUUCGGCGACACCGUCGACAAAGUUUACAUUAACACCAAUGGAUUUGUGGCUGCGGUCGAGCCUCCGGCUGAGAAGGAGUACCUGGGGAAGAUGCCCGCCAAUUUCAAAAUGAUGGCCGCCCUCCUGGGAAACCUGGACAACAGUGAUGGACGGGGAAAAGUCUUUUUCAGGCAGGACAGCAGCCCGGACGUGUUGAGGCGAGCCGGUAAGCACGUCAGGCAAGCUUUCCCCAGAGACGAAGGAGUGGAGCCCAACAGUGCCUUCAUCGUCACCUGGAUGAACAUGGCCGCCCAGGGGACGUCGGGACGAGGGGACGGAGUGGACGCCAAGAGAAACACCUUCCAGCUGGUUGUGGUUUCCAUGGCGUCGUCCUCCUGUGCCAUUCUCUUGUACCCCAGAGAUGGUCUUCAGUUCCUCUCCACGUCAGUCGAUGGUGAGAGUAAGCUGCUAGAGGCCGGCUUCAGUGAAGGCAUGGUGUCGGGCUGGUUCUGGAAAACCACACAGGGGACGUACUUUAAAACCACCACCGAUGAAGAGACCUCCAUCCGGGAUCUUACUGAGAAGACGAACUCUGGACGAAAAGGAGUUUGGGUGUACGAGAUCGGUGCCUCGCCGAUCUUUGUUGCCAUCACACCCGGAAUGCUCCCUAACCUUCCUGAGGAGGAAAAAGGUACCACCGAACCUCCUGUGACCACAGAACCACCUGUGACCAUGUUACCAAGGCAACCUGAUGAGGAGCAGGAGGUGGACUUCUCAAUCUAUGAAACCCAGACGUUGACGACAACUGAAGCGGUGCCAGAAGAAAAGGAGGAGUUUCCAACUGAGACUCCCAACGAGUACAAACCGGGCUACCCAGAGGCUGAGACCAUCUCACCUGGGUAUACCGAACCAGAUGAUGAAGAACCGGACCAGUUUGAGCCAGAAUACCCUGAAUCUGAGACUGUCAGACCAACAUACACCAGCCCUGAAACGGUUCCGUCAAGGUACCCGGACCAGCCUGAGCCGAGAUACCCUGACCAAACCGAGACCAGAUACACCAUCCCUGAACCCAGUGAACCUAGAUACUCUCCAGUACAGCCAAGGGACCCUGAUCCAGUCCAACCACGAUACACCAACCCUGAACCAGUCCAGCCAAGGUACCCUGACCCUGAACCAGUCCAACCAGUGCCCCCCCAUUCACAGCCCCAGCACCCCCAAAUCGUUGUGGUGGAUGAAGACGAAGAUCUGGAUGUGAAUGUGUUUGCGUACAAUUUGGAGACGUGCGCCCACAACAGGCACAAAUGCUCUGCUUUUGCCGACUGCCGGGAUUACAGCGGCGGGUACUGCUGCCACUGCAGACCUGGUUUCUACGGUAACGGGAAGGACUGUGUCGCAGAAGGCAAACCACAGAGGAUGAAUGGAAAGGUGAACGGUCGAGUGUUCGUAGGGAACUCGCCUUCUCCCAUAGAGCUCAUUAACAACGACUUGCACUCAUAUGUGGUGGCCAAUGACGGACGGGCCUACGUGGCCAUCAGCAGCAUCCCCGAAGGCGUGGGCCCCUCCCUGCAACCGCUGUCCUCCCUGGGAGGAGUCAUCGGCUGGGCCUUCGCCCUGGAGCAGCCGGGCUACCAGAACGGCUUCAGUCUGAUUGGUGGCGUGUUUUCCCGGCAGGCUGAGGUGAUCUUCCAGCCUGGAAACGAGCGUCUGAGCAUCAAGCAGCAGUUUAAAGGAAUCGACGAACACGACCACCUGGUUGUGAGCACGGAGCUGGAGGGACAUGUGCCCGCCAUCCUGCCGGGAUCCUCCGUCCAGAUCAACCCGUACAAAGAGAUCUACCAGUACGACAGAAACUUGAUCACUUCCUCCUCCAACCGCGACUACACCGUCACCUCCCCUGACGGCACUGUCGAGACCAGAAGCUACCAGUGGCGUCAGACCGUCACCUUCCAGAGCUGCCCACACGACGAGGCCACCAGGGCGGCGCCGUCCACCCAGCAGCUCAGCGUGGACCAGAUCUUCGUGAUGUUCGACACCAGCAACCUCCUGAUCCGCUACGCCAUGAGCAACAAGAUCGGCUCCGUCCACAGCAGUCUCCCAGAGCAGAACCCGUGUUUCACCGGCCGACACGGCUGCGACAUCAACGCCGUGUGCCGAGCGGGUGAAGGCCUCCAGUUCACCUGUCAAUGUGCGACUGGUUUCUCUGGAGACGGACGCUAUUGCCACGAUAUUGACGAGUGCAGGGAAACGCCUCUGGUCUGUGGACUCAACACCGAGUGCACGAAUCUGCCGGGAACUUUCCGCUGUGAGUGUUUGACCGGCUUCGUGUUCGGCAGCGAUGGAAAGACCUGCAUCGUGGAGAACCGUCCUGUGGAUCACUGUCAGAGAGGAAGCCAUGACUGUGACGUCGCAGAGAGAGCGCUGUGCAGCUACACCGGAGGCUCCGCCUACCUCUGCUCCUGCCUGCCGGGCUUCGUGGGUGACGGCCGGGUGUGUCAGGACGUAGACGAAUGUCAGCAGGAUCGAUGCCACCGCGACGCCUUCUGCUCCAACACACAGGGCUCUUACAGCUGCCAGUGCCAUCCUGGUUUCCACGGCGACGGAUUCCAGUGCAGCCCCAUAUCCACAGAGCGGGAGAAGACCCAGUGUGAGCGUCAGAGAGAGAGCGCCCAGGACUCUGCCUCUUCCGCCCCCGGCUUCUUCUCCUUCUUACGCCCUCGGCCCGCCGUCAGUCGGUACGUCCCGCAGUGUGACGACCACGGCGCCUAUGAGCCCACGCAGUGUCACGUCAGCAUCGGACAGUGCUGGUGUGUGGACGCCAACGGUCAGGAGAUCCCCAACACCCGCACCGGACCCGGCAACACGCCUCUCUGUAUCAACCAGGUUGUGACUCCUCCUCCUGUGGGUCCGACGCCGCGUCCUGACGUUCACCCCGUCGCCCCGGGAACACACCUGCUGUUUGCUCAGAGCGGGAAAAUCGAACAUGUUCCUAUGGACGGAUACAACAUCAAGAAGGAGGAGGCCAAACCUCUGCUGCACAUCCCUGACCGGGUGGUGAUCGCCUUGGCCUACGACUGCGUGGAGAAGAUGGUUUACUGGACCGACAUCACCGGGCCGGCGAUCAGCAAAGCCAGUCUGAGCGGAGGAGACAUCGUCCCAGUCGUGACUAAAGAGCUGCAGAGUCCUGAAGGCAUUGCCAUCGAUCAUGUGUCCCGACUCCUCUUCUGGACCGACUCCAUGAAAGACACCGUGGAAGUCUCCAAGCUGGACGGCAGCCAGCGUCGAGUCCUGUUUGACACCGACCUGGUGAACCCUCGGCCCAUCGUCGCCAACCCGGCAUACGGGCGGCUGUACUGGGCAGACUGGAACAGAGACGGGCCUAAAAUUGAGAUGUCCAACAUGGACGGGACAGACCGGACCAUCCUGGUGAAAGAUGACCUGGGACUUCCCAACGGUCUGACCUUUGACCCUGACAACCAGCAGCUGUGUUGGGCCGACGCAGGAACUCGUAAGUUGGAGUGUAUGGAUCCUCACCGGCGGCUGAGGAGGCAGAUCGUUGAUGGGAUCCAGUAUCCCUUCGCUCUCGUCUCGUUUGGAAGGAACCUCUAUUACACCGACUGGAGGAGGGAGGCGGUGGUCGCUGUGGACCGUCACUCGGAGAAAGAGACAGAAGAGUUUCUGCCACAGAAACGCUCUCGGCUCUACGGCAUCACCACGACGCCCACGCAGUGUCCACAAGCUUAUAAUUACUGCUCCAACAACGGUGGCUGUUCUCACCUGUGUUUGCCGCGGCUCGGCGGGUUCACCUGCCGCUGCCCAGACGCUGCCGAUGGUCAAUGUGUGGAGAGGAACCUGUGAGUCUGCAGAGCGACAAUAACACUGCUGCCACUGGGAGAGGAAAAAAAAGACAAAACACACUUAACUGAAUUUUGGUGUUUUCUACUUUUCUUACUUGAAUUGAACGUUUCUACAAUCAUUUUAGAGUUGAGAGUUUUACGUUUUGUUGGCCUUUGUAAACUGUUCAGACCUCACUGUAUUUAUGACGUCACACUUGAGGUGAGAUAAUUAACUUUCUUCCUGUUACUGUUGAAUUCAGAUUUGGUUUCAGAUCUUUUUGUGCAGCAUGUGUUUUUAAUUUGAGUUUCAUUACGAUAUUAGAAAUAAGUGACUAAAAAAAGAAUACAGGGAUUUUUUUUGAAAGACAGCAGGUAGCUGAAAACCCUUUCACCAGAUGAUAAUUAUUUGAAAAGGUACUGAAUGAUGAACUUCAGGUUGUGUUUUUAAUGUAAAACUCUUAUUGAAUUCUCACAGAUGUGGUCUGAAAGAUAAGUGUGAGAAACAAUCAGAUAUAAUUCUAAAAAUGUCGUAAGGUUUCUGAAAAUGAAAUUUCUGUUUCAGAUAAAGACAACUUAAAUUCUUCAAUACGUUGUGCAAAGUUAAACAUGAAGAAUCUCACUGAGAUUUCUUGACUCAACAAGAACUCCAUAUAUGACUGUUUAGGUCUGAGUUCUUGAAUUUCAUCCACCAAACAAGUCAAUGGUUUUUAUCAGAAGUCAUCUUACAAGAAGCUGGACACCAAUCACAUACUGACAACAUCCAAUAAUGUAUACAGUAUCAGCACAUAUAUCAGAAGAGGCUGAACAACCAGAUCUGCUUCUAAAUACUCACACUGAUAAAUGACAAUCAUAAUGAUUGGCUGACAGCAGAUUUCUAUGAGUAACUUGUAUGAGUAGCAAAUUUUCAAGUUAGACUGACUCAUGGUUAGUGAGUUACACCCAAUCAAAUUCAUCCUUACCAAAAUAUGGCCGCAACAGCACAAAGUGUUCAAGAGUGUAGACUAGAGUUUACACCUACAAGAAACUGUCAGUUAGUUACAACAAAACAGUUUGUAACAACAAAUUAAUCGAGGAUGAUGAUCAUGGUUCAAGAGUUAUGAACCAAAAUGUCAAACAUUUCUAACUCUGGCCACAUGGUGGCACUGUUGGUUCCAUCAUGUUCAUCAAUUUUUUCUAUGUGCACAUUAGCAAAUACUUUUCUGACUAAAUUAGAAAUAAUCAGGAGCUCCUCGUGAUGUUUCAACUGAACUGCAGUGAUUUUAACACAUACGUGAUGUCAAAUGUCUCAUGAGCAUCAUGUUUGUUGACACGUCUCUUUUGAUGCAGUCUGUGCAGAUGUGGUUGACUAAGAAUACCUGUUUUACAUGAACGUGCUGCCUUUUACUGACAGGUUUGUCUGAUUGAUCAAUCUUUUUUUUAAAUAGCCAAAUUAAAUUACACAUAAAACCACAUUUUCUUCUUGUUUAAUUGGUGAUGAGGUGAAUAACAGUUAAAUGAAGCUGACUCAAGUUUUUCAUUGGUAAAUAAAACUUUGCCAAUCCUAAAUUAUUCUGUAUUUUAGUAUCAUAUAUCAUAAAAUUAGAGUAGUUUUAUUUCUUCCCCAUUACUGACAUGUAUGUUCAGCAUUGUGGAAAUGAACUCUGCGUCACUAUGAGCCAGUGACAGAUCCUGGAACAGUGUCAGAGUUUAUUAAGGGCUAAAAAAACAUUUUAAUACUUACAAGAUUUAUUCUGUUGUCUGUGCUAAAACACAAUGUAUUUUUUAUAUGAACUUGUAAAUAUUUACCUGAUAUGCAGAUGGUAUUGUUUUUUGUUUUUUUUAAUGGUGCUGAUGUUAGCCUGAGAUCUACCUGAUGAUGAUGAUGAUGAUGAUGAUGAUGAUGAUGAUGAUGAUGAUGAUGAUGAUGAUGAUGAUAACUGUGUAGGUGUGUGCAGGUUGUGUCUAGAGCCCAAGUGGGUGUUUGUUGGGUUGCAGCUUCGGUUUGAACGUCUCAUGUAAACAUAAUUUUACAUUCAAGACUUGAGACAACAAAUGUUUGGUUUUAAAGACACUUUCAUAAUUGUGAAAUACGGAGGUUUAUUACUGUCGAUAUUAAAAUGAAAUCCUUUAAACCAAUUUAAUCAAACUGUUUUGAAGGAAAAUUCUCAAACAUUAGAAAACUGGGCAUAAUUCAAAUUCAAAUGCAAUUUUCUUUUUUUUUUUGUGGAAAAGUUUUUUUAAUUUUAACAUUUUUAAUUGCAUAUAUAAUUUGAUUUUGAUUUCAUUUUAAUAUUUCCAGGCUUCCACACUGCUCUACCUGCUGCUAAAAACAAAUGUCAAAUUCUUUCAGUUUUUGGGGUUUUCUUUAUAUAAACAAUAAUGGCAGUUCGAGCCCCGGUACUGGAUUUUGAAGCUGAUACAAAUAUUUAAAAGCUUGACUUUUAUUUUCACCUUAGACUAAAAAAUAAAGACAUUAUUGCUGAAGAGUCGUCACAGAGACGUUAUCUGAUGCGAAAAUGUUUUCACUUCAGCCUCCAAAUUUAGCAACAGAUGACAUUUCUAUGAGAAAACUUUCUAUCAGAAAAUUUUCCAGUGAGCACAAGAAACUUUGGGAAAACUUCUGGGCUCUGUAAUGAUCACUCAUGGGGGCUGCCAUUUUUGUUUUAUCAAACACUUUGUGAAACAGGUAAAAACCGUCUUAUUAGUGUAUUGUGAAACUCAAUUUAUCAUGUGUCAUUUUUUUAGCUCCUCACAUAUUGUAUAAAUACUGAUGAUUACACCACAGACACAUCACUGGGCUCAGUGGGUUGUAGGUGAAGUGAACGGCAGGUUAGUGUCACGUUGGCUUUGGGAAACUCAGCUCAGGUUUUGUUUUUUUAAUUGUUAACUGAAAACCCAUCAGGGAGGAUCAGUCCAGCAGGGCCGCACAACAACAGCACAUCACUGACUGUGGUAAAUACUGAAGUUCAUUUUUAAUAACUUGAUUAAAUUACUGGGGGAACAGACAUGUUGUGCCUUAUGUAAAAACACCUUUCAUGUUAAUUCACAUUGUCUUGAAUGUGUCCUGCAGUGGCAGUAGGAAGAGAUAAACAUGGUUGGUCAGUGUUGUGCAGCCCUGCUGACUGGUCUUAUGUGCAUCAUGUUCGGUCUGUGACAUGAAGUACUGUCUGUCUGUACUGAGCAUCAGCCAAAGAGGGAACAUUAACAGCCUGUACAGCCUCAAUAAAACCUUUUUUAAAUACAAAA
Seriola aureovittata is the source of this 7360-nucleotide messenger RNA. Its product is annotated as nidogen-1-like. The record is from RefSeq and is a predicted model, not a curated record. NCBI's taxonomy places the organism in Eukaryota, Metazoa, Chordata, Actinopteri, Carangiformes, Carangidae. Gene Ontology annotation, molecular function: calcium ion binding. Gene Ontology annotation, biological process: cell-matrix adhesion. Bases 132 to 4157 code for a protein of 1341 amino acids. The transcript is spliced from 20 exons.